Molecule: messenger RNA, 1344 nt
Organism: Cutaneotrichosporon cavernicola
Lineage: Eukaryota; Fungi; Basidiomycota; Tremellomycetes; Trichosporonales; Trichosporonaceae
Gene: SSU1
Exons: 2
Coding region: 1-1344 (447 amino acids)
Biological process (GO): transmembrane transport; sulfite transmembrane transport
Cellular component (GO): plasma membrane
Molecular function (GO): sulfite transmembrane transporter activity
Source: RefSeq, a predicted model, not a curated record
AUGAUCGCGUGGAUGCGGUCUGCGGCACUUCACACUCCCCCCUCGUUCUUUAGCAUCAACAUGGGAUGCGGCAUGGCGGCGAUCCUUCUACACCACUUUCCCUAUCCCACCGUAUGGCUAGAAUACCUUGGCACAAUCGUGUUCGUACUCAACGUCGUGGUCUUCGUCCUACUCUUGCUAGCCACGAUUGCGCGAUACCUCUUCUUCAGCGGGGUAUGGCGCGCCGUCGCAAACCACCACCUCGCCGGCCUGUUCUGGGGAACGUUUCCCAUGGGCUUCGUAACCAUUGUUACGAUGAUCUGCUACGUCUGCGUGCCCGCAUGGGGACGGCACUGGGCGUACAUUGCGCUCGGCUUCUGGUGGCUCGACAUUGUCGUCUCAGUAACCGUCUCGCUAGGCAUGACGUUUGUCAUGUUUACGCGGCAACGACAGACGGCCCAAACCUUGGGUCCACAAUGGCUCCUCCCCAUCGUGUCGUGUAUCGUCGCAGCGGCGGCCGGGGGAACCGUCUCGCAAACCAUCAUGCCCUUCAACCCGAACCUGGCUAGGGGGACACUAGUUGCCUCCUAUUGUGUAUGGGGUCUAGGCAUCCCACUAGCGAUGAUGGUCAUCUCGCUCCUCAUCUUCCGCUUUGCUACUGGUGGUUCGCCUCGCGGCCAGAGCUUGGCGGCCAUCUUCCUCCCAGUUGGACCAUGUGGACAAGGAUCGUUCGGCAUUGCAACGAUGGGAGUAACAGCCCGCCGCCUAGCCUACGAGCACGACACAUCAAUCAUUCCAGGCGUCCAUGGUGAAGAUGCCCGCCACCUCGCGAAUGCAAUGUACGCCGGCGGCCUCGUAACGGCCUUUAUACUCUGGGGUCUCGCAUUGGCAUGGUACACGAUCGGUAUGGCCAUGUUCAUCGACGGGGUACGGCGCGAUCCAAAACUCCUCGGCCUGGGCGACUUUACCAUUAGUCAGUGGGCUCUUACUUUUCCGAUUGGGACAUUCGCGACAUCUUCAAUCAUCUUAGGCCAGGAAUUACACUCGACGGCAUUCAAAGUCAUUGGCGCGUUCUUAGCUGCGCAGGUCAUCUUGCACUGGCUCUACGUGACGGUAUUUACGACGUGGAAGGUGGUGCAGGGCACGUUCUUCUCGGCGCCAGAACUCAACGACGCUUCGCCAGUUCCGAGGUUUGGGCUCCGCGAGAGGGUGGCGCGCGACCUCGAGGCUGGAUAUGGCGAGCCAGAGUCGGCUAGUGACGAUAGCGUGCCGCUCGAGGUGCGGCGCAUGUCUAUCAUGUCACUGGGACCGCGGCGCAUGUCGAUGAGACGAGGGAGUAUGUCGAUGAUGCCGAUCGAGACGUAG